Messenger RNA from Aphanomyces astaci, 1449 nucleotides. RefSeq lists its product as hypothetical. Gene Ontology annotation, cellular component: extracellular region. The transcript has 2 exons. The coding region runs from base 1 to 1449 and encodes 482 amino acids. Gene Ontology annotation, molecular function: protein binding; serine-type endopeptidase activity. Gene Ontology annotation, biological process: proteolysis. The record is from RefSeq and is a predicted model, not a curated record. Lineage: Eukaryota; Oomycota; Saprolegniomycetes; Saprolegniales; Verrucalvaceae.
AUGUCGCGUGUUCCGCCAUUCGUCCUGACCGCCGACGUCAUCGCCGUGCCGUGCACAGGUUCGAUCCCUCGGAACGCGCCGCACUUCUCAACGCCGCCUCGUAUCAGGAGUCUGAGAUUGCCGCAUUUUGCAUUCGUUGUGCGAAAGUCGCGCCAAGAUGACGCGAUGGACUUCCUGGAAGAGCGUACGCGGCAGAAGAAGCGCCGAGCCGUGCGCAUGCUUGUCAAGAUCAGUUGGCGAGGUCAGCGACCACGGAACCAACCUCAACCUCUCCCGUUCUCCGUCGUUUGCAAACUCGAAAUCCACUCCGGUGUUCACCAUACCCACGAGUCGUUGAAGUCGAACUGGCGAAGUGAAUACGGUUGGUUCGACCCGUACAACAAGACGAACCAGCUGCCCAGCGACACGGGUGGCCACGGCACUCACGUCAUGGGCAUCAUGGUGGGAACGAAAGGUAUUGGUGUCGCUCCCAAAGCCAAGUUGAUUGCGUGCAAAGGGUGCGAGGAUGGGUGCAAUCAGCGUAAGGUGGUGGAAUGCGGUCAAUUCCUGCUUUGUCCCCACAACAACGACGGCAACAAAUGCGACCCCAGCAAGGCCCCUCAUGUGAUCAACUUGAGCCUUGGACUGUACAGCGCGAACUUAUAUUUGGAUGAGUUGAUUAAAAAGUGGAGAGCAGCGGGAAUCAUUCCCGUGUUGUCGAACGGCAACGACGGCCGUAAAGGCUGUUGGCAUUCAGGUUAUCCUGGCAUAUCCCCUCAAGUGAUUUCUGUCGGCAACACUGACGCUAACGAUUUUUUGUCGUUCGAUUCAAGUUUGGGACCUUCCUUCGUGAACGAUAAACUCGUCAAACCCGACAUUUCUGCUCCUGGUAAGCGCAUCCGUUCCGUAGUACACUCCAGUAACGAUGGUAUUACGUGGAAAACUGGCUCGAGCAUGGCCACGCCUCAUGUUUCUGGAGCCAUCGCCUUGCACUUGUCUGCCAACAAAGGCGCCUCGUACGAACAAGUGUACAGGGCCCUGACCGAGAGUGUGGACACGGACACGUUAACUCCACCCAACAAGACCUGCAGUGGCAUUCCCAACACGCAGUAUCCCAACAACCUCUUUGGCCACGGCCGCUUGAACAUCUUCAACGCCGUGGCUGCUAGCAUCCGCGGCCUGACUCUUGCCCCGCCAUCCGAGUCCACCCAAGUCCUGAACCCGACCGAUGACCUAAGCACGUGUGGCACCUUGGAAGACAACACGCACUAUGUUGGCGGCGACUUGGCUUCGGUCAAUCUGGCGACUGCUGAAUCCUGCUGCGCUGAAUGUAAAAAGACACCGGGAUGCAAAGUGUUUGUGUGGUACAGCCUCAACGGUGGCUUGUGCCGGCUCAAAGACACCCAAGGCCGAAAGGUGGCUGUGGACGGAGCUAAGGCGAGCGUGCUACCAGCCCCAGCCUCGGGAUGA